Messenger RNA from Spodoptera exigua (beet armyworm), 3432 nucleotides. NCBI's taxonomy places the organism in Eukaryota, Metazoa, Arthropoda, Insecta, Lepidoptera, Noctuidae. The record is from the annotation of a GenBank genome assembly.
AACUUAAAAACCCUGAACGAAUAAAGUUAGGUAUGUCAACGUCUGGUCUUAUUAUUUAUAUUUUAUAAUUAUUUAUUUACUGCGUGUUAGUAUUUGUAAUAAUGGAGUUUAUUGAAUUGAUACACAUUAAUAAAUUGGACGGUGUUAUUUUAAAGUAUCCCCACCAAGAUAACGUGGAUGGAACUGUAUGUAUCACAGGACAUCACCUUAUUUUAAGCUCUCGAAAAGAAGGCGUUCACGAGCUAUGGCUUCUCCACAAGAACAUAGACUGUAUAGAAAAGAAAGAAAACAAACCAAUCAGUGGUGUAACUCAGGGUGGCUCUCUGUUCUUAAAAUGCAAGGACUUGAGGAUAUUCCAACUGGAUAUAGCUACAACAAAUGAAUUGAACCAAAUGGCCCAAACACUUGAGAAUUUAUCUGGUUUACAAGACCCAGGACUAUUCUACCCAUUCUUUUAUAGACAUAUGCACCCUAUUGUUGAGAAUGGAUACACUCUUUACAGCAUAGAAGGAGAAUUCACAAAAGUAUUAGCAACUGAAGAAUGGCGUGUUUCGCGCGUAAACCAGAACUACUCGGUGUGCCCCAGCUAUGGAAAGGCAGUAGUGGUGCCCAAGUGUGUUGAUGACGAGACCCUCGCCGCUGCCGCAACAUUCAGGCAGGGAGGACGGUUUCCUGUUCUCUCUUAUAGACAUAAUAAUGGGGCAGUUCUAAUGCGCGCUGGACAGCCGCUGUACGGUCCCAAACACAGGCGGUGUCGACCUGACGAAGCGAUAUUGAAUGCAGUGGUCGCGGCCGGUACUAAAGGCAUCAUAUACGACCUACGCAGCUCUAACUCCAUAUCCCAGCAACAAAACAAAGGUGGUGGAACAGAGAGCAACUCGAACUAUUCCCAAUGGAAAAUAUACAACAGGUCUAUGGACGAGGUGGACAAUCAACAACCACUGUUAGAUAGCUACGCUAAACUUAUUGAUGCGUGCAAUGACCGUGAGAUAUCGAGUGACAAAUGGAUCUCCCGGCUCGAGUCGUGCGGCUGGCCUGAGAGCGUGCGCAACUCACUGCACACUGCCUGCAUCGUCGCGCAGCAUAUACAUCAGAAAGCCGAACCGGUGCUGGUCCAUGGAACGCGCGGCGAAGAUGCCACGUUGUUAGUUUGCUCUCUAGUCCAGAUUAUACUGAACCCCGACUGCAGAACUAUACGAGGAUUACAAGCACUAAUCGAGCGGGAAUGGAACGCGGCGGGUCACCCAUGGUACUCCCGGCAGCGCGUGGGUCCGUACGGGGCCUCCACAGCCCGCGCGGCACCAACCUUCCUGCUACUCCUCGACUGCAUCAGGCAGUUCCUCGAACAGUUCCCCUGCAGUUUCGAGUUCCGACAGUCCUUCCUUAUCACGCUAUUCGAACAUUCAUACGCUAGUCAGUUUGGUACCUUCAUGUGCGACAAUGAACAAGAAAGAGAGACCCGAGGGGUGUACUCGCAGACCACCAGCCUCUGGUCCUGGCUGAACCAGCCCGACGAGUUGCCCAAGUACAUCAACCCGCUGUACGACCCUACGCCCAACGUUAUAUGGCCCUCCGUCGCGCCCAUGAGCUUUGUUAUUUGGGAAGAACUAUACCUCCGGUGGUUAGUAAAACAGAACACAGAGGAACGAGAGGAACAGUAUAGCAACAUUCGCGCCCGCGAACAACAACUGCGUGCGCACGCGCAACAGUUGCGACGGGAGCUCUUCGACAUCGCGUCGCAGUACUACGGGCCCAAACCUGACGAUAAGUAACCACUAGUCACUUGUACAUAGUGUAGCUAGCAUUACUUAGGAAUUGGAGAUAUCGAACCAGUAUAAAUUGUUAGUGCAGUCUUUUUGGUUCAAAUUUAACCUUGAACGAACGCUUUUUUUAUUUUUUAAACUUCUAUCCGAACUUUUUAAAAUCAUUUAUCUAAACAUAAACCAAAACUAAACAUAGGCCAAAACAGUUGGUUAAUUUGUGUAUAUAAUAUGGUCUAAAUUACUGUAGUCAAGUGGUUAAUUAAACGCUAGCCGAUAAGAAUUGAUCUCGACCGAAUCGACCUUUGGAAAGACCAUCAGCCAAAGCGGCUCGUAUACAACUCAUGGUUAGCCUAAAACUCUUCUAGAAAAAGGCCGAACCAAAAAAGUUUUUUAAGAAUAAAUAAUCGCAAUAUCACAUAAAAUGAUAUCUUUUUAAAGUCGAUAUAUUUAACACCAGAUAGUGUAUGUCAUUUAAGAAGGUGCUUUAAGUAGCCCACGAAACUUAAUAAUAUCUUCCGAUCGGUGUAGAAUAUAAAUGUGAUAAUACUACAUAUAAUAGCGGUAAUAGCAUGUAUUCACUAUUAUUAAAUUUUAUAUUACCAUUACCAUCAGCAAAAUACGGUCAUUUAAAGAAUAAUAUAUCAAUGGCUUUAUAGGUAUAAUUGUUUUACACAUCAAGAGAAAAAUAAUAAUUUCGCGAGAUACUUUAAAGAUUCGACCUUAUAAAUUAAGUAAUCGAAAGAGAAUUAUUUAAAACUGUGCAGAGAGAUGUUUAUAAAAUGCUAUUUCUUUUUUAUUUAAUAAUAUAGAUUGCAACACAAUCCCACCAAUAAGUUUAAAUGCAAAGUUUUCGGGACAAAAUCGUUACCAAUGAACUUGUGAAGUGUAGAUUCGUGAAGUGUAUAGUCUAUACUUAAAAGUCUAAAUACGACAGAAAGAUAACUAUCACAGUUUUUAUAUGCUUUCAUUUACACCAAAAAAUUUUUCAAUGAACUUAAAUUAUUUCAAGCUGCAAUGCAAUAAAUUAACAGGCCGAUAAAGACGAUUUUUAAAGUUUAAUGUUCGUUCUAAAAGGACUCUUUACCAUUGUUAUAAAAAAUGUAUAAAUAAAGUUGUUUUUGCAACCAUAAUAUGGCGCUAGUGAGACUCAAGGUUAUGCACGCAAUGACUUAAAAAGUUUUGCUACCUAACAGAUGCGUAACGUAUUUAGCGACAAGCUUUGCCCAAUUCUUAAUUCCAAAAUAACCAUACUAUUUACAUAAUUGAUUAAUCGAACCACUCCGGCAGAUCUUUGAAAAACCCUUGUAAUAAACUGCCGUGGCCUAAGUACAUAACACCAAUUAUAAUAAAUAACAAAAAUGAACACGAUUUAUAUGUAAAUGUCAUCGUUAUUGUAUUAAGCUGUUUGUAUUGUAUUAAAAGCCUACGCUGUUAAAAAGCAGAGAGAAUUAGUAAAUAAUACUCUUUACGCUAAUUUUGAAAUUAGAUUAAAAAAUUUAAGGGUUUUUUCCAACGACGACCUAAUUUCGGCUUGAACAAUUUUUGUAAUAACAUCUCCAAAAGUUAGUUAAAAAUGUUUUCGGAAUAUUUUGUAAGUGAACAGUUAUAUACAUGAUUUUUAAGUUAAAAUGGACACAUGAAAUCGUCGUUCCAACCCGCUUUUCUUAUG